Salarias fasciatus (jewelled blenny) is the source of this 939-nucleotide messenger RNA. It is a transcript of the gene drc9, whose product is annotated as dynein regulatory complex subunit 9. NCBI's taxonomy places the organism in Eukaryota, Metazoa, Chordata, Actinopteri, Blenniiformes, Blenniidae. Gene Ontology annotation, cellular component: motile cilium; cytoplasm. Gene Ontology annotation, molecular function: protein binding. The record is from RefSeq and is a predicted model, not a curated record. The transcript is spliced from 9 exons. Gene Ontology annotation, biological process: cilium organization. The coding region runs from base 1 to 912 and encodes 303 amino acids.
AUGUCUUUACCCCACACUCAGAGCCUCAGGUCAGCAGCUGUGGUGGAGGACUGUGUUCUUCAGCUGGACAUCCUGGGACAUGCCCUGGAGGUGCAGAUCAGCAGGCAGAAAGGCCCUGCAGCUGCUCAGGAAAAAGCCAGAUUGAGCAAGAUGAAAAAGGAUUGUGAAAGCAUAUCACUGCAGAUGUCCAAGCUGCAUUUGGAACUGGAGGAGAAGCACAGUUUCGAUUCUUUGCGAAAUGUUGUGGACAAAAAGGAGCAGCAUAAGAAAGAUGAAGAGAAAAAAAGAGAGCUCAUGGAAGAACUGGAGCAGAGAAGAAAACAUCUGCUUGAAAAAGAAGCUGAAGAACAAGCAAGAAAAGUGAGUGAAAAACUAUCCGCCUCUUCCCGUCAGAAAGGCCAGAGUUUGGAAAGCAAACAGGAUUUGAAAAAGAAUAUUGAGCUGCAACUCUUGGCUGAGGAGAAAGCGACUGCUAGAGCCGAGGAGCUGCUCCAGGAUCAGCUGGAUCUGCUGUAUAAAAAGCUGAAGGAGGAGAUGACAGUUCAUGAGGAGUCAGAGAAAUUCCUGCAAGAUCAGCAUGAGGAGCUGCAGCAGCAGCUGCAGAAGUGGCAGCAGCUCACGAAGCAGAUUCAGCAGGAGAAGAAGGAGCAGCUCAUCAGUGUGUGGGGCAAGAAGACCCUGGGCUUCAACAGACUGAUGGAGACGAAGGGGAGGUUCAGGGUGAUGGAGCAGGUGGUGAUGGAGGACAGAGAGGAGCAGGAGAAACUGCGCCAACAGCACGCCAAGGUCAGAGCUGCCACCAAGCUGCAGGCCUGGUGGAGAGGCUGCAUGGUCCGCCGAGGCCUCGGCGGUUUCAAAACAGACGCCAGCAAGAAAGGAAAGAAGAAGGAAGGGAAAAAGAAGAAGAAAUGACUUUCCCAACACAUAGGUCAAAGUUAC